AUGAUGCUACUGGCUCUAGGGCCCAAAGCUUGGCCCAAGCUCUCUCACGUCAAACCUCGAGUCCUUCUUAGGAUCCCAGGAGGUGAAACUCUGUAUGUAAAGUCUAGGCACUGGUCAGGACAGGGCCAGCCCCAAGGCCCUGGGCUAAGAACUAGACUGCUGAUCACCUCCCUGUUUGGGGCUGGGCUGGGCUGGGCCUGGCUGUCUGCAAGAGCAGAGAAGGAGCAGUGGCGCCAACAGAAACGGACAGAGGCCCUGCGCCAGGCUGCUGUGGGCCAGGGUGACUUCAGCCUACUGGACCACAAAGGCAAGCCCCGAUGCAAAGCUGACUUCCGAGGCCAGUGGGUGCUGAUGUACUUUGGUUUCACUCACUGCCCUGAUAUUUGCCCUGAUGAACUGGAAAAGCUGGUGCAGGUGGUGCGGAAGCUGGAGGCAGAGCCUGGCCUGCCCCUGGUGCAGCCUGUCUUCAUCACUGUGGACCCAGAAAGGGAUGACGUAGCAGCCAUGGCCCGGUAUGUGCAGGACUUCCACCCCAGACUGCUGGGUCUGACUGGCUCUACAGAACAAGUGGCCCAGGCUAGCCGCAACUAUCGUGUGUACUACAGUGCUGGCCCCAAGGAUGAGGACCAGGACUAUAUUGUGGACCACUCUAUUGCCAUCUACUUGCUCAACCCAGAUGGUCUCUUCACCGACUACUAUGGUCGGAGCAGGUCAGCAGAGCAGAUUGUAGACAGUGUACGUCAGCAUAUAGCUUCCUUCCACAGCAUCCUGUCCUGAUCUAUAGAUACUGCCUAGGCCCUGUUAUUAAAUGGAUGUACUUAA
This is a messenger RNA of Psammomys obesus (fat sand rat), 822 nucleotides long. It is a transcript of the gene Sco2, whose product is annotated as protein SCO2 homolog, mitochondrial. Bases 1 to 777 code for a protein of 258 amino acids. The record is from RefSeq and is a predicted model, not a curated record. The transcript has a single exon. Gene Ontology annotation, cellular component: mitochondrial inner membrane. Gene Ontology annotation, molecular function: copper chaperone activity; copper ion binding. Lineage: Eukaryota; Metazoa; Chordata; Mammalia; Rodentia; Muridae. Gene Ontology annotation, biological process: mitochondrial respiratory chain complex IV assembly; intracellular copper ion homeostasis.